Symbiodinium natans is the source of this 783-nucleotide messenger RNA. Lineage: Eukaryota; Dinophyceae; Suessiales; Symbiodiniaceae. The record is from the annotation of a GenBank genome assembly.
AUGGCCGCAGCGGGCGACUGGCGCGCACCCUUGCGCCACGUGCGUGAGGUGCUGCGGACGGCACCUCUCUGCACACUGGAGGCUGCCCAGGCCGAGCUGAAGGCCAUACUUGCCGAAGUGGCCGCACGCUGCGGCAAGAAUUUAGACGAGGCAGAGAUGGAAGCUGCCAUCAUGCACGAUUUGGAGUUGAAAGGCUACCACUUAGAACCUGCGCUGCCGGAACUGGACGACUCCGCUCUGCUGGCACAGGAGAUGCAGAUUUGCAAGCGGCGGCGGCUCACGGGCAAGACCAAGGCCCUUCCUUCGCCUAAAGGGUCGGAGGAUCCCGAGAAGGUGCCACAAAGCGAAGAUGGCUUCGUAGCGAUGUCCGACCAGGAGGCCCUUUGCAGUCCUGGCGAGGUGGCGCAAAGCUCGCCAACACGCACAGAGGAGUUGAGGGACGGGGACGAGGACCGUGAUGGCCUCGAGGCCCUCAGAUUCUUGCGUGAGCCAACUUCUGCUUCUUCGCCUGACAACGCUGCACGGCCAAGCUCAAACGGCCUCGACCAUGCUGUGGAGGAAGAGGAGGGAGAGGAGGAAGAGACCGUGUUCGUGAGUCGGAAGGCAUUCACGGCUUUGCGCGCUCUGCGGCGGAAAGGUCUCCAACACAUUUCCAGCGGUUGCAUAUACCGCCUCUUUGAUGCCACUCUCCAGGAUGGCGAGGCACUGGUUGCACUGGAUGCAUCGCAGCUGGUUACGCCUUGGCGUUCUUCCAGAGCGGGCGUAGAGGCUGCUCCCGCUUGA